Molecule: messenger RNA, 849 nt
Organism: Prorocentrum cordatum
Lineage: Eukaryota; Dinophyceae; Prorocentrales; Prorocentraceae
Source: the annotation of a GenBank genome assembly
AGGUGCACCGCGGCGUGCUGGUGAAGAGCCUGGCUGCCAGCGUAGCCCCGCCGCGACGAGAGGUCGACGGGGCAGCCGCAGCGGCCUCCAGGGUGCGGCGCUCGCUGCUCUGCGGCGCGGCACUGGCCGCGCGGGCCGGCGCGCGCGGGGCGCUGCUGCUGCAGCUGGCCUGGCAGCUCGCGCCCGGCUUCGGCGGCGAGCCGACAAUUUGGGCAGGCCUGCCGCCGGCGAGCCUGCCACCCACCGUGGCGCAGACCCUGGCGGACUGCGCCGCCUGGCACCGGUCGUGCGGGCGCGCCAUGGCGCCUCCCCAGCUGUCGGCGCUGCCCUUCGUCGUGCUGCUGCUCAUGGACGCCCCUCGGUGCGGCCUCGACGGCUUCGAGCGCCUAGUGAAGGGCCCCCUGGGCCUGCUGGGCGCCGCGGUGCUCCUGUGCCGCGCCGCGCCGCCGCUGCUGCGGGCGCUGCUGGCGGGUGCCGGACGCAGGCACGCCCUGAGAGGGCGAGGCGGCGACGAGUGGGCGUGGGCGUUCUGGCUAGGUCUGUCCUCGCUGAUGGACCAGUGGGUGAGCGACCGCUGGGAGGUUUACCAGGGCAUGCCCAGGGCUAGGGAGCUGCGGUCCGCCAGGCAGUUCGUCGCUUCGGUGGUUGCCGACUGCGCGUCAGCAACCAAGAAGCCCCUGCAGAGCGUGCCCACGCCCCAGCUCUGCGCGCACUGCUGGACCUGGGGCUUCGAGGGCGAGGAGUGGUGCGAGUCCUUCUACUGCACGGGCGUGCUCCCAGGAUAGGAGGACUACCACCAGCGGCGCAGCGCCCAGGGCGCGGCGAAGGCCGCUAGCGCCGCGCACCCCG